Molecule: messenger RNA, 3413 nt
Organism: Stylophora pistillata
Lineage: Eukaryota; Metazoa; Cnidaria; Anthozoa; Scleractinia; Pocilloporidae
Product: KH homology domain-containing protein 4
Cellular component (GO): nucleus
Molecular function (GO): RNA binding
Source: RefSeq, a predicted model, not a curated record
CUCUAUCUGUGUGAAAUUCAAGAUGGCGGCAUUCCGGCGCCCAAGGAAAAGCAAAUGGGAUGUACCUUCCUCUGAAGGAGGGGGUAAUAAUGGUAAUGGAAACAUGUCAGCUACUGAUGCUGCAAAAGAGAGGGCUGCAAAAUUGAAUGCAAUGUUGGCAGCUCAAGGCAAGCUUGCUAAAAGCAACCCACCUCCAGUUUUGGGCCAUCCGUCACCAGCUGCAAAAGUGACACCUCCACCAUCAUUAACUGUUAACAAUGGUGCCAGCAGUGUAAGCCAAGACCUUAUUACAGCUGAAGUGGAAAUUAAUGAUUCUGCUGCCCGCACUCUUCUCUGUAAAGGCACAACCCAAGAUGAGAUCAAUCGUUAUAGUGGAGCUGCUGUGUCCACAAGAGGAAAGUUCAUGUCUGAAAAUGAAAAAAGGGAAGCAGAAGGAACAGGAGUAAAACCACUAUACCUAUGUGUUCAAGGACUCACACAGGAAAAAGUGGAUUUGGCUGUAAAACGGAUUCGAGAGAUAAUAGCUGGUGCAGAUGUCAAUGUCCCCCCACCCUCGCAGCCUCAGAAGAUGCCUGUGACAUCACCUGCCUCCACACCGGCUUGCAACCAACCUUUGCCAAUGUUUGACAGACAGCCAUUACCUCCUGGGAUGCACUAUGUUCAAGACAAAGUUUUUGUUGGUCUGGAUAAUUCAUUACCUGAGUUCAGUGUCAAAGAGAAGUUACAAGGACCUGGGGGAUCAUAUUUUCAGCAUAUCACCAUGCAAACUGGAGCAAAGGUUCAACUUCGUGGUCGAGGAUCUGGCUUUAUUGAGCCUACAUCUGGAAAAGAAGCAUUUGAAGCACUUUACAUCUAUAUAAGUCAUGGUAGAGUUGAUGGUUUAACAGCAGCAAAGACAUUAGUGGAAAAUCUCAUACAAACAGUUCACACAGAAUACAAAGCAUUUGAGCAAACAAGGAGAACACACUAUGGGUAUUCACCAUACAUGAAUGCUGGAAACCAAACCAAUAUGGGUCAGACACCUUCAGGAUAUCAGCCUGCACCAUAUGGAUAUCCACAACCACCACAACCUCCUGGUAAUGGCUACCCACACCCUGCCCAGCCUCCCCCAGCAUCAGGAUACCCAUACAGCAAUCCUUAUCAUGUUCCACCAAUGCAGCAUCCACCUCCAACAAUGCACCAUGGUGCCCCACCUUCUGGCCCUCCACGUUAUGGACCCCCUCCACCCCCAGUAUCUGGUUAUGGCAAUCGUGGACCGCACAACAACCCACACCCACCCCCUAGGGGACCUGCACCAUAUCCUGGCUUUCCUCCUGUUCCUCCUCCCUUUGAAGCCCCUCCUGUUGGACCAUCCUCAUUUGCGCCUCAGCCAGAUGCCUCUUUUCAGCACCCAACUCAUGAUCCUGUCCAGCCUCCUCCAAGAGAAAACGAAUAUCAACCUGGAGAACCAACCUCAUCAUCUAAAGGAGACGGAGAGAAAUAUCAAAGAGAAGCAGCACAGCCUCUUGAUCCACCAAAAAGAAAGUUCAAAGAGAAGAUACCGAUUAAAGGUUCUUCUGCUCAAGAUCAGAGUUCAACGAGUGGCCCAAGACAUCAGGACUCCUCCAUCUUAAAUCUAGGUGAAGCUGCCUCUGUUGACGUCAUAAAACAAUCUUCAGAGCUCAUGCCUCCUCCUCCUCCAGUCAUACCUGUGAUUAAGAAAAAGCCUGAAAAGCCUGGACACCACGACUUUGCUGUUCCGCUGCCUCUUAAAGAUGUUGUGCCUGCUGCUGCUGCUGCUGCAGCCUCUUCAUCUCGCAGUAGACCAGCAGGUAAACGAGAAGCCCCAUCCUUGCCUCUUUCCGAAGCUGCUGUAAAAAUAUCGAAGACAGAGGAGGAAUUGACUUCCCCAUCAGGAAUAGCUUCUCUAGUAGCUUACGGUGACGGUGACUCGUCAGAUGAAGAAGGAGGAAGUCUUUCCCCAGACGACAACCGAAAUGAUGGCAAGCAAAAUAGAGAUGUCGGCAGAAACCGGCAGGGGGCUACCAGGCUGCCAUUUUGGGCCGUCAGAAAGUAGUUUUGUAGUGAAUAAAAAGGGUGGGUGGGUUCAACUGGAGAUCAAAGGGAUAGGGAAUUGUGUUUUGAAACGCUGCUCCAAAUUGUUUUUUACUUAGGUAACAUUUAUUCGAUAUUUUUGUCGUGAAGGGUGGAUGUUUCUCAUCAAGACUGUAACUUUGUCUUUCAUCUUUACAACGCGGCCACUGUGAGGAUUCUUCUCCGGGGGUUCUCGCAGCACUUCCUGCUUGCGGCUGGUCUGGUCUGGUUGGUAAUUAACAUGCUAUUAACUCUGAACCCCUUUGUUCUGUUAUCUUGAGACUGGUACCGAAAUUUCGCUUAAACUACUACUGGCAACUCCAAACAGCAGGCGAAAAAGACGAAAUAAUUUUGCGAAAUUUUAAGUCUUCAAAGAUCAUUACGGGGGUGACAUCGAAGGGAAACAGCUUGACUGGUACGGCACUUAAGCGUGAAUAACUCACGUAACAGUGUAUACGAAAAUCGUUAUUGUUGACUUCGUGUUUGAGUACCCCUGAAGGCUGUCUUUAUCGAGCAAAUGCUUUUCUUCCCUUCAAUUUUAAUUUAGGUUUGGUUUGCUUCUUGAAUGUCUUUCAACUCUCAGGGCAAGUUAACGUUACAAGCUCGUGAUCGUUUCUUCGGCCGACCAUGUUUACUUUAGAGUUGGAGUGGAAGACAGGGGAAGGGGGUAGGAGAAUUCCAUUUCCCCACAUUUUUCCCUGUUCUUCCUUUCGAUUGAAAUCCCCAUUGUACAAAUUUCUUUCUUUCCCCAGCGUUCAGCUGCCGCAAAAGUCAACGAUGGCAGCGAUGAUUUUUACCAAAAAGAUACUGAGCAGUCGCUAAAAUUACGCCUGCUUUAUGGAGUAUCACCACAAUUGAGAUCGUGGAAGAAAACAGAAACAAAACAAUAAUAUCAAAUGAGGAGUAAACAAAGGGUCUGUGAAUGGUGGUGAAGCAAAUCAUUUUCCAAUCGAUUUUCUGUGUCUGCGAGUUUUCUCCACUUUUGUCGAAUUUUGUUGAUUUAUCGUCAUUAUUGUAGCAAUUAUUAUUGUUAUUAUUAAUUUAUGAUUAUUUAUGGUGAUGAUUAUUAUUAGCAUUAUUAUUAUUAUUGUAACCACCAGUGUGGUGUUUUGCUUUUGAUCUUCUUAAGAUCCUGUUAGCCUUUGGGUGUGAACAGAAACGCAAUUUUCAAUUUUUUUUCCCCAUAAAUCAAAAAUAAGAAACUAGGCUAAAUAGGCUUGUUUUAAAAAGACACACCAUGUUCGGGAAUUUGAGAGUAUGUGCAGUAGUUUAUGAUUUGACUGACUUAGUAGCGAAAGAGUAAAGAGUUUUUGGUUGAAAUAUACAUGGUGCUUUUUAUA